Helianthus annuus (common sunflower) is the source of this 1415-nucleotide messenger RNA. Its product is annotated as UDP-glycosyltransferase 83A1. The record is from RefSeq and is a predicted model, not a curated record. NCBI's taxonomy places the organism in Eukaryota, Viridiplantae, Streptophyta, Magnoliopsida, Asterales, Asteraceae. The transcript has 2 exons. Gene Ontology annotation, molecular function: UDP-glycosyltransferase activity. The coding region runs from base 1 to 1368 and encodes 455 amino acids.
AUGGCAACACCUCAUGUUGUGGUGAUACCUUAUCCCGCACAAGGCCAUGUAAUUCCUAUCUUGGAGCUUGCUCAACGGUUAGUCCAGCAAGGAGUCAGAGUUACAUUUGUCAACACAGACUUUAACCACGAACGUGUGACCAGCAAUUGGUUAGACAAAGACAGUUUUGGGGAUCUGAUGCAGAUGGUCUCUAUCUCUGAUGGGUUAGAACCAUGGGACGACAGGAGCGACAUUUAUAAGUUGACCUUAUCAAUAAUGCAAACCAUGCCCCACAAGCUUGAAGAACUAAUAGAGACAAUUAACAAAGAAGAUUCAAGUAAAGUUACUUGUGUUAUUGCUGAUGAUUGCAUGGGAUGGGCCAUACGAGUUGCAAAGAAGAUGGGAAUUAGAAGAGCAGCCUUCUGGCCUGCCUCAGUUGCUACAUUGGCUUCCUUUUUGUCCUUUCCGAAACUGAUUGAUGAUGGCAUUAUAAACGAAAAAGGCACACCUCUAAAAGAGCAGACAAUUAAGCUGUCAGAAACUAUGCCUCCUAUAAAAUCGGAAAACCUCGGAUGGGUGUGCUUUGAGGAUGUGGCUCUCAUAGAAGCCAGCUUCCUAGUUGUAAAAGAAGCUGAAGAGGCUUCUAGAUUGACAGAUUGGUUUAUAUGCAACUCGACUACUGAGUUGGAGGCUGCAGCAUUUAGCCUGUACUCACAGUUGUUGCCGAUAGGCCCUCUUCUGGCAAGCAACCGACUUGCUGAACAGGCAGGCCACUUCUGGCAAGAGGACCAAACCUGCUUAACAUGGCUUGAUCAACAACAACCAUGCUCAGUAAUUUACAUUGCAUUUGGGAGCUUCACUAUUUUCAACAAAACCCAAUUUGACGAAUUGGCACUUGGUCUUGAGCUUAGCCACAAACCAUUCUUGUGGGUGGUGCGCCCAGGUAUGACCAAGGAGACUACAACUGAUUACCUGGAUGGAUAUAUGGAAAGAGUCGGUUCUCAUGGAAGGAUCGUGAGUUGGGCACCACAACAGAAGGUCCUGUCCCACCCUUCGGUAGCAUGUUUCAUGAGUCACUGUGGUUGGAACUCUACUUUAGAAGGUGUCACAAACGGUGUCCCUUUUUUGUGUUGGCCAUACUUCGCUGAUCAAUUUCACAAUGAGACAUACAUUUGUGACAUUUGGAAGACUGGGUUAAGGAUGGAAAAGGAUGACGCUGGUAUCAUUAAUCGAGGAGAAAUAAAAAGUAAGUUGGAGGAGUUGCUCAGUGACGAAACAUACAAAGUUAAGGCUUUGGAUAUUAAAAUAAAGGUUACAAGUAGCAUCAGAGAAGGGGGUUGCUCAAACAGAAACCUUAACAGUUUUGUUGAAUGGAUUAAAGAGAGAUGAAUAUAAUUCUCAAUGAGAUUUGCCAUAUUCCUAAGAAAUUAACCAAA